GAGAGAGAGAGAGGACUUCUGCCUUGCUCAUGUCGUUGAUUCCCGGCAUGCGUCGCCUCCGUCUCUGAGUCUCCCAACCUUGCCUUCCCUUCGUUCAUUCCCAGCCCUUUUAAUUGUUUCAAUUACCCUUGCUUAAUAUCUUGCUUGAUUCUUCUUCUGCGCUAGCAAGGUUGCUGUUGUCUACGAUCGACGUUGUCGAUCCCAGAUUCUAGGGUUCGGGUUAGGGAUUUGUUUCUUGCCAACUUUGGGAAUUGAGAGGGAGAGAAUGAGUUUUCCAGGAUCUGUAAUAUUUGGGGCGGCUGCUAAUCGGGCGUCGGGAUCCAAGGCAGGCCGUGGCGGCCGGGCUGUUCCGGAUCAGAACGGCCAUCCGCAACUUCGAGCGCCUCGGCGACACGAUCAGCACCCCCAGGAAUACCCCCGAGCUACCUCGGGAAGGUGUUCCUAAUUUGGUUCCUCUUUCAUCUCAGGGAAUUGCUGUUUGUUUCACUGUGUUGAUUGACAGAUCUGUUUGGUUCGGUUGGAGCUAGUGUUUACCUGGAGUUUCAAAUUAACCUAUAUGAAUCAUAUUAUGAGAAGUAUCAUCUGCAAUAUUAGAAAUCAUCUUUUUACUAAAUACAAUCUGGUAUGUAUCUUUUCUCUCCCCUUGCCAUAUCAGACAUUAUGAUGAUUGAAACUGGAGUUUAUAUCUUUCAACAAUGAACGGAUUUCUUGGGUGCAACUUAAAUUGUUUAGGAAUAAUCUUUCUUUUAUCACAAUGUUUCAUACUGUGAGUUCUCUUACCAAAAAAAUUUGACCACAGGUGAGUUCUUUUUAAUGCUCAUGUUAUUUCUUUGUCCUAGUCUUCAGAUUUUUCCCUCAUCUUUUCAAGAACUAUUGUUUUUGCAUAUUCUCUAGGAAUAGUUUCAUUAGUCCAGUAUUUUGUUCUGAUAUUUACAAGUUUUUUUUUUUCGAGACAUUGAUUGCAAAGACAAUUGAAUUACAUAUUUAACAUAGGUCUAUAUUCCAAACCCUCUUUGUUGCCUAACCAUUUAAUAAACAAAAUCUCUUGACCUAGGUGGCAUGUAUUUUAUUUUUUUAUUCUUUCUACUUGUUUUUGACUAAUCAUUGAGUAGGAGCCCUUAUUGUAUGCAAACUCUAGACCCUGGGUCCUUUUAUUAGGGAAUCUGAGUUUAAUUAGGUUGUGGAAUAUAGUUUGAUCAAACUAAUAAAGAACUAGCCAUUGAUUCAUUAGGACUCACUUAGUAUUGAUAAGGAAAAUUCUUCUUUACCAAUAAUAACAUGACACAUGACAAUAUAUGUUGUAGCCUGAUUGACAAGAGGGGAUAAGAUCUAUUCGAUGGUCGAUCUAUGUGGACAUUAGUCCAAAAGGGUGGCUAGAGAUUGUCCCCUUAAAGAGUAUUUUAUGAAAUGUUUUCUCCUUUUUACCUAUAUUAAAACCUAUCUUUAGCACAAUAAUCAAGGUAAACUUACUAAAAUUAUUAAAAUCUAUCUUUACUAAAAUUACUCCACCCACCCUUGUUGAUUACUGAAUUAGGUAUUAAAGGGAUCAAUUGCAUACUAUGCAUGUUAGUCCACCUCAGCUCUUGAGCGAGAGUCCGAGCCACCCAUCAACCACAUUAGACUUUUGGUGCACGUGGAACCGAAUCGAGUUGGGCUUAUUCAAAUAUCAUUGAUAUUUUCUCCCCAACAAUUAUGAUUUUGUCACAAAUCUUACUGAUCCAUGAAACAUGAUGACUUGUAAUAAGCUAUAAUUUACAUGGACAUCAUGUAUGUAUUUAUGUAAAUCCUUGUUGUGCCAAUUCUGCUUUCUCCUAUUCAUCUAUUGUGAUAUUAUUUUGCGUGAUUGUUCAUGUUUAGCUUGUAGCAGAGUCUUUCCGUUCCCUGCACCUGCUGCUUCUAGUGAUUCCCAGUCCUCAAUUAUUAUGGUUUUGAGGUAGUGGUGGUGCAUUCUUUUGUUUUGUUUUUUGUGUUUUUUGACGAAGACGGAAUUUGAACCUAAAAUCUUAUUAUAUAUUAUUAAGAUCUUUACCAGCUAAGUAUGGAAGGAUUACAUUAUUCAUUAGCCAAAGAGUCAGGGGAUUCGAGCUCGGAACCUUGUAGGGUCAGGAUCAGUUUCACUCUGUUUACUUUGCUCAACCAUAUCUUCACGGAAGCAACACAAUUAGCCCUUUACUCAUCCAUAUCUUCAUUAGUCUCAAAAGGAGACAAAUCCUCCAUCAUUACAGCCUCCUAAUUCUCGUUGUUUCCACUCCAUGUUUAUCUAUUUUGAUGGAUUGUUCAGUUGUUUCGGCAGAUAUGUGACACUUUCGUGCCAUCAUCGAUCAUAAUUUGGCGGAUCAAUUCUUUAGUAGCAUACUAAAGCUCUCGCGGAAAGUGGGUGGGGGUGCUUCCCAUAGAUGCACAGAUGUAAGGCCUUCAUCCAUAUCUCUGAAACUUUAUGAUUUAUAUUGAUCUGCUUUGCAAGUGGUCCGUCUCCAAGUCAAAAGCAUCCUCCCGAGACUCAUCAAGCCGAUCCAUCACUUUUCAAAAAGUUAAAUAGGCAGCCAUUAAGUGGCUUCUCUCCUACAGCAAAUCUGCCCAACUACCAAGAUUUUGGUGUCGGCCUCUACUGGCAUGUUCAGUGACAAUCUUGUCACCACUGUCUCCUAUGGUUGCAACCCUCCUCUUAUGCUCAAAUGUGGGCUUGCCUUUCCCAGCAGGAGCUUUCUCGACCGAGGUUUCCUUGUUGCUGCUCUUGCUCGUCUUCAUCUUUGCUUGCAACGAGUCCUGCGUUAAAUGAAUGGAUGGCUGAUCCAUCCUGGGAGGGAGCAUUUGGCUUUCCACAUGCGGCGUCUGCCAAUAUUGCUGCCUGUUUUAAAUGAAUGGAUUCCAGCACGUUGUCCCGAGUUUUGUCUAUUGCUGCAGGCGACCCCACAAGAUGUCCUGUAGCUAUUUAAUAGCUUCAGAGAAUCUGCUAAAGGCAUGGAGCGAAGUCAAAUUCCUGCUGGCAGAAACCAUCUCUGUCUCUCACCCAUGGAAUACCCGUACAAACACAUGGCUGCAUGCAUUGCAACAUUUUGAGGUGCCACACCACACAUUCCAGACUUUUUAUCCUUCCACAUAAACUUCUCGUUUCGUUAGCUUUUUUUUUGAAAUUGAUAUCUCAUGCGAUACGAAGCACAGAUUUAAGCACGUUGGAGCCAACAAGUGUUUUGAGUUCCGAUUUGAUGUGCAACAAGCAGUUCGGAGCACGUAUGUGAUUCCAGCAAUUUCCACAAAUCAAAGUCUAAGAGAGAGCAACCUGACAUAUAUGAGCAAGUGUUCGAGACUUCAUGGAAGAAAGUAUCGUUUCGCAUCGCAACUCAAGUCACGGUGCCGGCUGCCAAUCGCAGCCGAGUUGAAGCAGCGUGUUUUCGUUGCAUGUUAAAUCGUGAAUUUAAGUCGGGCAACGUAGCAUUUUUCUCAUUAAAGAAUCCGCGCCUCAAGGCUAUCGCGUCCUAUGACCUCCACGGGUUUCAAUCAGAGUUGAUGUGCAACGUGUCACAAUCAGCUCUGUCCGUUCUCAGCAUAAAUAGCGCCCGUUGCAGGUCCGCUGUCCGACCCAUACUUCGCUUUUCUACGCUCAUUCCAUCAUUGCCCCGAGUGAGUCCUCCUCCGGCUCCGGUGAAGGUGGCGACCACGGUUUUGUUGUCACGGCUGCCUCAGAUUCGCUUGGUGCAGGUCGGGAACGCUUUGAUCCGGACGCGGACGAGCCAGAUCCCGCCUUGCACCAACUGAAUCGGAGGCGGACAGCGACCAUCUCGACCUCCCUUCGUUCCGCCCGUCCGCCCCAUUUCUUGGAUCCCAUCUAUCCAUGGUCAGAUCGAGCCUAUCUCUUCCUCUUUUUAUGUUUUAUUUAGUUGAUCGUUCUGGAGCAUCGAGACCUUAUGGAGGUCCUUUGAAUUACCGGUGGAUAUCUCGGCGCCGAGCUGUGGCUUCCAUCUAUUUCGGAAAACUUAACCGGUCUUAUCUGAUUUGAUUCAGCUAUUAGAUUGGUGGUAGGUUUCGGUUGUCUGGCGGCAAUUGGUUGUUGAAGAUCGCUUCUGAUCGAGUGUUUCAAGCUUUUGCAAAACUCAAUCUUCUGCAGAAAUUUUGGGAUCCACUAUGGUUUUUCGUAAUCUGCAUCUAGUAUGCGUGGUAGAUCUGUCUCUGAGGUUCAUCCCGAUUCGCCAUUCAUGCUUGUGAAGCACUUGCAGUACGUGCAAUUGGAUGUUUUGCCUGCUCAGAUGUUUUUAUUUAUCUCUAUAAAAUUCAUCCUGAUUGUCAACCUGAUCGUGAGCUUAAGGCUAGUGAAAUCCCUGGAACUAUUAAUUGUUCUGUUCUUCUUCUUCCCUUAUCGUUUCUCUCCUAGUUCUAGACCAGUCCAUGAAAAGGGGAAAAGAACGCCAGCUUCUUAGCCUACUUACCCAUCUUCUUCUCAGUCACAAGACUCGAUCACGAACUUAAUCGUGAUUUUGCCUUAGGCUUUGGAUAUAUGAUCAGAAUCGUGCAAAUAUAUUCUUUAUCAAUACAAAUACCUCAAAAUUGGGGUGCGUAGCACAUUUCUAAGAGUAAUCCUUAGAAUAUGGUAUUGUUGAUGUUUUAUUUGCUAUGCCAUGUGGCUGCUUUAUUAAUGUUCGUUGGUUGCUCUUAUGGCUUCUGUAUUUUGUUACUUAUUGUCUUUGGCAGAAUUUGGAAGUGUAUAAAUUAAGUUUUGGUGUCUUAGAUAUUCGCAGCUACUGUAGGCCGAAAGAUUAUUAUUGUGAAAGAUUGUGAAGAAUCCACAGCUCAAUUACCUUUAAAUUGAGGAUACUACAGAGUUUUUCUCUACUCCAAUUAAUAUAAUUAUUUCAAGUGAUGCAAGAUGAGGAAGAGAAGAUCCAUAGGAUCGAUCCAAGACAUGAGAAAUGAUUUGGUAAGCUUGCUUCAGCACCAGAUAUAGGUUUCAUCACUGAGGACUCUUAGAGUUGACCUAAAUAGUUGGGAAAAGCUCAAAAUGGGAUUAAACAUUUUAUUAGUAAGCUUAAAACACUUGUUACAAAAUACAAAUCUUUUCGUAAUACCCAUGAGUUUUUUUCCCAAUUAUAAAAAAAAUUCAACAGUAUAUUAUGGUAUGAACGACAAUUUGUAUUAUUAAACUUCUUUUCUUUCUUUGCAUGUUUGGAUAUUGUUCUUCUUUUCUUGGCAAUUUUUUACAUGUUCUCUAUUUGCGAUAUUAAUAUUAGGAACUCUCAAUUUUGAUCUGGAUCGUUGGAGUCGAGGUGUACUUUGGAUUGGUAAAUAAACUUAUUCCUCAUCCAGCUUAAUUUUAGCUGGAUCUCGUUAGGUCCUGGUUAGAAAUGUCAUCAAUGUCUAUACUUUGCAAUCAUUUGUUGGUUGGCCACAGUCACAGAACUUUAGGUCAUAUAUUAAUGGGGAUUUGUAUCGGCUCUUUACUUUGCCCUUUGCGCAUAAGUGCUUCUUUUGAUUACUUAUCUCGACAUGCCACCAUGUAUCUGUCGCCUGUAUAUUCUGGCCAAGAAUGCUUGUUUUCUUCUACCAAUCUGUAUAUUGUGCUGAAGAACACGUUUGUGCUUCGUAUCGUUCGGAAGGUAGGAGAACAUAGAAAAAAAGGGCAGAAGGUCAAUAAUUAUUAAGAGAUCGAAGAUAUUCUUAGUUCUUAAUUCUUGCGAGGACAGGUUCUAGAAUCAAGAUAAGAUUGAUCCCUUUGUGGACCAAUCUUUUUAAUUCAGUCUUUCUUAAAUUUUGAGUAGUUGCUGAAUUAUAGAAGCUACUUUCAAUCGUCAGAUGAUUACAGAAUCAAUUUCAACGCUUCAUUUCUGGAAGAAUAUUUCAUUAUAGUGCUUCCGAUAAUGUUUCGAGCCCAAUUCAAAACUUUCAUGUAGCGAUGACUACAAGUCUCCAUGAGCUGGAAGGUGAUUAAUUUUCUUUUCAUCCUCUUUUUUGUGCCAAGUCUGCUUUGUCUCAUGUAAAUCUUGAGUUCAAAGUUGUCAGAUGAGAUCAGGCCAACGAUGGACCGUCUUGUCCUGUUGUCCUGUUUAGCAACUAUUCCUGUAGACCAAGUUGGUGUGAUGCUAACGAUAGCUUGGGGUAUUAGUCAUAGUCCACGUGUCCCCAUUUCCACAAGCCAUGCGAUCACAAUAGCAUACCAAACAAGGAGAAGCCUACCAUGACCGAACAGGGCAACCGUCAUCAAUGGGAACAACCUGUCUCGAUGGAUCAGAUCACUCACUGACCUUGCACGGGUGACGUGGUCUCUGAUGACGGGGCCGAUAUUUUUGGGUCCCAGUCACUGAGAGAAAUCGCCGCAGUUGUCAGGGCGGAAUCGUCCCACCUUCGCCGCCCACAGGACUCCCAAACUCCACCUAAGGUGUGAGGGCCCACGUAUGCGAACCAUUAAUAUUUGAUUUGGUCACCGUGCCGGUUCCAGAACGGGGACGUGUUGACGGGCUUCUUAGGAAAGCGGUGUUAUCGAGUGAUUUCAUUCUCGCGAAGCGACGCGCGAAUCGAGCCCCUCGAGGGAAUUGAGACGAGGGCGCAAACUCUCCGGGAACUCGAGAACCUCGCCGACCACGGAAACCCUCCGUCGGGCCCCCAGCGAUGAAGCAGCUCGUCUCACGCAAACAAAAGCCAUUGGUCCUUUUUCUAACGUCUCUUUUUUAGGUGUCUCGAUCCUGAACUGACCGAAGCAAAUCUCGAAUCUACGCCAGUGAACGGACGAGAUUGGUCUCCAGAUUCCACACGUACGAUGGGUUUGUUGUACGCAUAGGAUAUCACAUGCGGACGCACAGCAGCAGACGAUAUAUAUAUAGAGGAGCGGGAGGACCCGUCGAGACCGAGGCGGAGAAGAGGAAGGGAAAAGAAUAGAGGAAGGCGAAGACCCCUCCGUAAACCCUACCUCUUCUCGAUUCCUACCAUCUUCGGUCGACCUCCGGCUACCCACUCGACGGCGGAUUGGAUCCAAUUGCGUCGCCGGAUGUCGCGGGAGGUUUUGUAGAAUGGGACUGGAGUCGUCCGGCGGGUCUCCUCGGCUGGAGAAUCGGGCGAUCGACUCCUUUCGCUCUCUGCUUCGACCGAUCGGACGUUAGCGACGCGAUACACAUCGCUGGUGGAAUUAUGGAUGGGGGAGGGAUUGGAAAGAACAAGCCGCAAGCGUUCCGUGCUUAUGAAUCGUCGCAAUCUUCCUCCGGACCCUCUCUGGUUUUCGGCGAAUCUUGCGCGACUGCGAAACGAUCUCUAGUUGAAAAGCUAACCAAAGGCAUAGUUGAAACAUACCGCAAAUGCAACCCUGGUUUCAAGUACUCUAAUGCAUCGAACUGGAAGCGCUUCCUUACAAAUCCUUCUACUGGAGUAAAAAAUGAUGGCUAUGACAAUGCAUAUUCAGAUCUUAUUUUGUAUGUAAAUCUUGUAUUGUGUUCAGGCUCGAAACAGAGGUACAUUGUUAAAGACAUACUUGGCCAAGGUACAUUUGCUCAGGUUGCUAAAUGUUGGGACAUGGAGACCAACAAUUAUGUUGCCAUUAAGAUUAUCAAAAAUCAGCCUCAGUAUUAUCGACAUGGAGUAUUUGAAGUCCAUAUUCUGUCAAUGCUCAAUCAAAAGCUUGAUCCUGAUGAUGAGCAUCACAUUGUGCGCAUGCUUGACUAUUUUUUAUUUCAAAAUCAUCUUUGCAUUUCGUUUGAAAUGCUUGGGUCAAAUCUGUAUGAGCUAAUAAAAGAAAAAAAGCAUAAUGGAUUUACAUUGGAUGUCAUACAAGACUUGUGUAAGCAGAUCUUGGAUGCAUUAAUCAUCACAAGAUAUGCUGGUAUUAUCCAUUGUGAUUUGAAGCCAGAGAAUAUCCUUAUAUGUACAAGUGAGAAACCACCAAAAAUUAAAGUAAUUGAUUUUGGGUCGGCUUGCUUCAUGAGUAAGACAAUAUACACAUACAUUCAGAGUCGUUAUUACAGGUCUCCAGAAGUUCUCCUUGGCUACCCAUAUACAAUUGCCAUUGAUAUGUGGUCACUUGGGUGCAUUGUUGCUGAGUUGUACUUGGGUUUCCCUUUGUUUCCUGGGGAGUCACAAUUUGAUGUUCUAAAGAGGAUGACUGAAAUACUUGGUGAUCAGCCUCCUGAUAAUCUCCUUAGGAAUGCAACCAAGACAAAUAAUUUCUUUAAACAUGUUGGUAGCAUAAACCAGUUGGUGGAUGACCAGUCUGUCAAGAUAAACAGCAGCGCUUACCAAAUUCUAAAUGAAGAGGAAUUUGAAAUUAGGGGAUUAAAAAGGCCAAAGAUAGGAAAAAAAUAUUUCAGUUUUGUGAAACUUGAAGAUAUCGUUGCAGAAAAAGCUUACAGGAAAAACUUGCCAGAUGAACAAUUUGACAAAGAAAGUGCAAUGUGCUUGGCAUUGAUUGAUUUCUUAAGGGGCCUUCUUGAGUUUGAUCCUGCCAAACGAUGGUCACCUUUGCAGGCUUCACACCAUCCAUUUGUUACUAGAGAACCCUUUUUGUUCCUUUACAAACCUCUUCCAGAGACUCCACUCACUCCAGUUUCUCAUGCUCUUCAAGUGGAACAUGAUCCGAGGCAAGGACACCAACUAGCAGCUGGUCUCUCUCCAGAGGUUGUAAGUAUGAACAAAUAUCUUCCACAGAAUAGCUCUAAGGUUUUACUGGUGCCUUCAUCCUAUGAAAGUAGUUAUGGCAGCUCAGAAAGCCAUGGAAGCUAUAAUUAUAGUGCUAGUCUUGGAAGUGGUUGCAGAAGUUAUUCAUUAAAAAAUAGCAUGUUGGAUUACUCACCAGUCCAUUCUUCCCUUUUCCAAAGUGCUAAAACAGGGGGAUCUGUCCUUGGUGUUAGUGCGGAUGCUAGACAUGUUCCAUUCUGUCAUGGGAAUGGUUUUGGUGUAACUCCUAGUUACAAUUUCUGGCCAACGUCCCUAGGAGCCAGCCCCUCUCAAUUUACUUAUCCAAGCUUGAAAGUCCAAGAAUCAAAAAUGUUUCAAGGAGAGUAUGCUUGCCAUUCCCCAGCAGAAGGCAGCUUUCAUGAUUUUCCAUGGGGCAAAGCUUCUAAAUUUGUUAGAGAAGGCAAACAUGCCUAUAAUGGAUCGUUGGGUAUUCAACCUCAUGAAAAUUCAUUCAAGUACUAUCAUGGCCUUUGUGAUGAUGAGACGAGCUCUAGUUAUGAAGACUCAAAUCAUCAAAGAUUUGUAAGUUCUAGUACUUUUUCAGCCUUUCAUCAUUCUAACAACAGGAUACAAGAAGUGUCAUGGGACAAGCCUGAAUCAAGUUACUUACCAUUUGGUCCUGGAGAUUGGGAUCCCAAUUAUAGUGAUGAAUCCUUGGUUCAAGGAGAUUGCUCUGAGAUCAAUUCUCUGGCUUUAGGGUUUGACAGUGUUAUCCGCCUUGGUUGCUCAAUCGAUUUGAGUAAUCAAACAAGUGGAAUUGGUACUUUCCCCUUGAACCGUCAACAGGCACUUGUGGGCUCAAAUUAUAUGUAUGCAGAUUCAAGGAAUCCCCCUGUUAUUCAGGGCUUGCACGGUGGAUAUGCACAUCCGGUGUCUCUUCCACAUUCUGUAUCUCAAAGUGCACAAAACUCACCCAGGCAUUUUGGACAACAGUAUUUUCAGCAAUUUAAUCACCCGCAUACAAUGCAUACUCAUAAUCUGUGGAAUCAUCAGAAGGCGCAGGGGAGAUAGGUGGACUAUCAUUUGCAGCAAUAUUACACUAUUCCUGGACGGGACGGAGUGUUUCCGGCGGAAGAGAUGGCGCUGUCUGUCUGUCUGUCUCUUGCAACUGAUAUCGGAUGGUACUGGACAUCCAGUUUGUGUUUGAAAGUAUAAUUUUUCUUUCCCGUACCUUUUUAAAAAAAAAAAAAAAAUCUCUGGCUGUUGUUAUCUUGUUUGCUCUGAUGGGGUUUGUCAAGGAAAUGCUAGAGAUGAAUCUCCCACCACAUUCUUUAUGUUAUUCUUACCUUGAAUAACAGAAAAAGGUGCCGUAUGUUUGGAACUUGGAAGCCAA
Musa acuminata AAA Group (dessert banana) is the source of this 9982-nucleotide messenger RNA. Its product is annotated as dual specificity protein kinase YAK1 homolog. Gene Ontology annotation, biological process: peptidyl-serine phosphorylation; peptidyl-threonine phosphorylation. Lineage: Eukaryota; Viridiplantae; Streptophyta; Magnoliopsida; Zingiberales; Musaceae. Gene Ontology annotation, cellular component: cytoplasm. The coding region runs from base 7114 to 9660 and encodes 848 amino acids. Gene Ontology annotation, molecular function: protein tyrosine kinase activity; protein serine/threonine kinase activity; ATP binding. The record is from RefSeq and is a predicted model, not a curated record. The transcript has 20 exons.